Molecule: messenger RNA, 327 nt
Organism: Haemonchus placei
Lineage: Eukaryota; Metazoa; Nematoda; Chromadorea; Rhabditida; Trichostrongylidae
Source: the annotation of a GenBank genome assembly
GUGCAGCUUUCCACUGCCUUUUUAGCUCUUUGUCGACUACAACGACCUUUCCUGCUGCGGCUGCGGCUUUCUGGAUUGCUUUCGCGUCUCGGAUCGCUUUCUUCAGUAGACUAUGCCGAGACUUCCGUUCACGACGUAGUUUCUCUCGUUUCUGACCACGUAGACGUUUACGUUGAAGACGUGCGGCUUUUUCGAUUAGACGCUUUUUCGAGCGGAUCUUUCGUUUUAAUUUUUCAAUUCGUAUCGCUUUCUCAGCUGCUAAUCGUUUCUUUUCGAUUUCUUCUCGUGCACGUACCGCUUCCAAUUCUUUCUCAAAAACCUAAAUAG